Saccostrea echinata is the source of this 2834-nucleotide messenger RNA. RefSeq lists its product as uncharacterized. Lineage: Eukaryota; Metazoa; Mollusca; Bivalvia; Ostreida; Ostreidae. The transcript is spliced from 2 exons. Bases 578 to 2740 code for a protein of 720 amino acids. Gene Ontology annotation, cellular component: plasma membrane. The record is from RefSeq and is a predicted model, not a curated record. Gene Ontology annotation, biological process: phosphatidylserine exposure on apoptotic cell surface; engulfment of apoptotic cell; apoptotic process involved in development.
UGAUAAAAAGCAGUCCGCUUCAGUAACUCUUCUUUGCCUUUCCAGAUACCUUUCAAACCGGUGACUGACAUGAAGAUAUUCAAUCCGACAUUCUUUUGUUGAGGACAAUCUCUUUACAGACUUGCAGUACUUGGAAAGUUCGGUUUACGAACUGGAUCUCCCACAGGACUGGAGGAUAUGAUUAAUUCUUCGAGCAACUGACCAGCGAACCAGCAAUGCAUCACCAGAUCAAAGAUCUAAACGCUUCCAUUUUAUAGACAAAGACUUUAAAGACGCUACACCUGUUUGUAGUUUUAAUCUUUGGAUUUAUCAUGUAGGACUGCAAAGAAAGUUCCGAGCUCCCUCGCUAAUUGAUACGGGAGAUGUUAUCUGAUUUCACUUUGCUGGAUAUGUUUUUUUAAAUGAAAGUUGAAGUUGACAAUAGAAGAGGAGUUGAUUGAGAAAUACAACACUAUUGUCUGUGGACUAUCAAGAUUCCCCAGAAGGAUUUACGAGUCUCCAUGAAUUUUUAAUUUUUUUUCAAGGAUUGUAACGUUGGAGCUAUGGCACAAUAAUAUGCUGUCUUCGGCGUGGAAAUAUGGGAAUCGUAAUUUCUCUUCUGAGCAUGACGUCUUAUAUUGUGGAAACAUCACUUCAAGUUAACGAUGCUGCGACAAGCGAGGACUUGUGGAGGUCCGUGCUGGUUGCCACCAUUAUUGUGGCAGGGUUCGUUGUUACAAACAUUUUAUCUGCAGUAUUGGUGUCCAGGACCAUGGAUUUCUCCGGGAAAUCUUGUGGGAGGUUUAUCUGUAUUCUCAUGCACUGUGGACAGAUUGGUCUUCUAUGGAGGUACCUCAAACUAUUUAUGUUGUAUGACGAACACGACUGGAAAGAAUUUGUUUUCUUAAGGACUAUACAGACGAUGAUUCAAACAAUACCCUAUAUUCUCUUAAAGGGAAAUACUAUGUUAUACAUGGCAGAUUUCUCGGCCAUAUCUGUGACAGCUUUUUGUGUUUCUAUAAUCUCCUCUGGUUUUGUGUUUACAAUGUUCAAUCUCGGUAACUUACUUUUUGAAUCAGAUGAGUUUCUGGACCGGGAUCGUCGAAUCAAGAAACCAUGUGGGACAUUUUCACUUGUGAUGGGAACGAUUUUUAUGUUAAGUUCCCGUUGUGGUGCUAUUGUGGUGAUGUCUUCUGUGUUAACGUUUUGGAUCAGCAUUCCCAUUGGACUUCAUUUCAUAACACUUAUACUGAUACUCUCAAUCAAAGCAAAGUGCAAUAAUCAAUGUUCAGUAUUUGAAAUAAUGAAAGUUUUAGGACUGUCUCUUUUGUGCACUUUUGAUGCAAUCGUACAGAAAUUCAAAGUGAUACAUUGUACAGAAGUACUGUAUUACAGUGCAAUUCUUGUGGAAAAUAUCAUCAUGGUGGCUACCUGGGUGUUACUGUCCAGCCAAAGCUAUGUCUUUAAAUUAUUCAGUGUUGUUGUUAUAUUGUGUAAUUUUGUAUUCGGUGUAAUCCUAAAAUCUUGUAGCUGUGGUUAUAUAGAAGAAAACGAAGACGAUAAUUUCUCGUCAUCAGAUGUUUUCGAUUUUGAACAGACUACUCUGAAAAUAGAGAGUUCAAAUAAAUAUUCAAAGAAGAGGAAAACUGGAGAUGUUAACCAUCUUUCAAGUAAUACGGCGUCUGAAAUUAAGAUAGAAUCCAUUUUUACGCCAAUAUCUGAAUCCAUGAGAAUUCAGAAAAAGCUGUCAAAGAGUCAGUCAAGUAAAAGCUCUGGAAAAGGAAGUCUCGCAGUGGGCGAGAGUAACGGAGAUUUAAACUCGAGUAACAGCAGAAACACGAAUACACUGAAUGUGAGUAAAAGAAGCAACAAACAGAAUAAAAGUAAAGAAACAGAUCUGGAACAAUACAAUGAACGUGCACGGAUGUCAGCUAUAACGAUCGAAAUGAAAUCGCCAAAAGCGAAACAAAAACAGUCUCUUCAAGUCAGUGAUACAAAAAAUACAAACAUAGCUUCUAAAUCGCCACAAAUAAAGAAAUACUCAAUGGGAAAGAAGCUUGAUAUACCUUUGUUUCCACAAGAAUGCAACAAUAUAAUAGGCAGCAAGGAAUUUGGUUCUCCCAAACCCAAGCAUAUUUUAAGCAACUCUGUUGCAGAAUACACGAUGGACGAUUCUUCGUCAGACUCAUCGUACUCGGAAUACCUCAGUUAUAGUAGCUAUUAUGUAGAUUCCACUGAUUGGUCUUCUAUGUCAUGUGACUCAGAUGGCGCGAUGACAUGGCCGCCAUCAAAUCCAAUAACUCUUGUGAACAUACACAGUUUACCAAAAGAAAAGUUAGAGACUACUGAUAGUGUUCGUGUGUGGCUAAGUCGCUUAGACGAAUGGGAACCUAGCUACGAUACAACUCUCCCAGAUUCUUGGGACGAAGCAGGAACCCCCGAUGCAACACGUAGUGUGCAUAGUAUGGAAACAGAACACCACAACACUGAAAUAUUCAAAAGAAGCAGCUCUGUUCCUGAACCAAAGCAUCAUACCAAUAUAAGAAACAAUAAAAGUUCACACAGUUUCGAAGGAGAAAAUUCGCAUGAUCAUUCAUAUAUAAACCAUGUGGAUAUUGCUGGAGAACAAAUAAGUGUAGGAUUACCUCACACUUCACAAACUAUAGCUAGUAGUUGUGUUCAGGACGACAAAGAGACGUUUCUAGUCUGGCAUGAUGACUCCUUGAGUGCUCCAGAUGUGGUCCAGGAGUCGGUUGUCUGACAGUGUUUCUUUAAAUCUUCAGGAAUUCCCACGUGCCAAAUUUCAUAUUUUAUGUAAAGAACAUAUUUUGAACGUUUUUGUUUCAUUCCAUUGA